AUGUGAAAUUUUCAAAUAAAAAGAAUUAAAGAACAAUUAAAAGUUUACACAUUUAUUCAAUGAACAAAUUGACAGAUAAUUUACUGGUCCGUAGUAUUGCAUCAUGUCUAGAAAAAUAGAUAGGGGUUAGGUUUCGUUUUCAUUUCUCGGAAACGCGGGUAUUUCUGAAAACCGCUUUGACUUUGUUUUGUAAACAAUGAGCUCAGCUAUUCGGUAGUUCUAUAAAACUGAAUUCGGUUAACAUGCAAAGAGUUUCAUCAUAUGUUCACUAUAUUGUGUGGUUUGAGUCAGAUCUUUCUGCAGGAGAGGUCAUUACUGCCCGUGAAGGACUGCAAAAUUUAGGCCUAUGCUCGGCGCUUACGGCCUUUGAGCAGGGAGGGAGCUUUAUCGUGCCACACCUGCCGUGACACGAGACCUCGGGUUUUGCGAUCUCAUCCGAAAGACCGCCCCAUAUAGUCGCCUCUGGCGACAAGCAAGGGGAAGUGAGGACUUAUUCUAACCCGGAUCCCAUAUAGUUUUGCGCUCUAUAUUUAAAAAUAAUUCAUGUUUACUCUAAAAGUACUUUGGACCUAAACUCUAGUAUGGAUAUAGCAGAACAGUUUUAUAGUAUAUAAAAACAACUAUCUGUGCUCAUCGCACCCUAUGAGAUCACAACGAAAAAGUACGUCACGACGUACAUCUUACAAUUCAUGUCUAUAUGGUGUCGUUCUAUUGAUAGGUGUUAUCAAGUGAUAAGCCGUAUACGUGAACAAAUUUCUUGUCAAAUAAUAUAUUAUUUCAAUUUCGUAUAAAAUCACUCAACAUUUUUUAUAUUUGCGCGGCGGUCAUAAUUCACAUUGUGACCUUGAAAUCGCCCCUCUAUUUUCUCCCGAUCAUCACUACGUUAUGUAAGAAAAUCUAAUUUACAUAAUGAUUGCGAGCAGAGUGACGAUAUACGGUGUAUGGUGGUGUAUAAAGUGUAUAUAUAUUUAUAUUCCUGUUACCAAAGGAAGAGUUAGGACACACUUCUGACACCUAAAGAAACCCCCCUAUGUCUGGUCUACUCUUGAAAAUGAAGAAAGAGUAUCCUGCAUUAGAUGCAUUUUAAAUUUCCCUUUAUCGGAGCACUUGGUCUCUCUAUAGAUCUGGGUUUUUACUAUAUCAACUAUCUUUUUCUUCUUUUUUUUUUAAAUAUAAGAAGUCUCAUAAUUGUUCAUGAAAAAAGUGAAGAUAAUGAACAAUAUUAUAUAAUGAUUACACAAUUGAGAGUAGGGUAAACACGGAUCCUUGUUAAAGUAAAUAUGAGUGGUGGCAACUGCGGUGCCAGUAGUGGUGUUCAUGAGAAUGUGAGGGGUGGUAUGUGGUACAUAAUUGGUGGUAUAUGGUGUUAAUUAAAAUUUGGGUGGUAGUGUGUGGUGUUAACGAAAUGUGAGCGGUGUUAUGGUGGUGAAACAUGGAAACUAAUAAAACUAAAUCAAUCUCUUUAAUUAAUAUUAUGGAAAGAAAUGCAAAAUUAAGGACCUAUAUAGGUAAUAGUGUGAGUAGUGUUAAAGAAACCCUAAGUCAUGGGAACUGGUGUGCCGAUAGUGGGGAGUAGGUGUUAUUUAGCGUAUAAGUGGUAGUGUGUGGUGUACAAGUGGUGGUAUGUGGUGUUAAUAAAAUGUGGGUGGUAGUAUGGUGGUGACACACGCAGUCUAAUAUCGGUAGAUCAAUCUCUUUCAUUAAUAUUCUGAUGCAAAGAAAUACAUAACUUAGGACCUAAAUGGGUAGUGGUGUGAGUUAUGUUAAAGACGAUGUAAGUGAUGGUAUGUGGUGUGCCAGUAGUGGUGUACAGUUGCCGUGAGUUGGUGGUAUGUGUUGUAUAGGUGGUGGUAUGGGGUGUUUGAAUGGUGGUAUGUGGUGUAUACAUGGUGUAUGAGUGAUGGUAUGUGGUGUAUAGGUGAUGGUAUGUGGUGUUAAUGGAAAUGUGAGUGAUUGUAUGGUGGUGACACAUGCAAACUAAAAACGGUAGAUCAAUCUCUUUCAUUAAUAUUGUUAUGCUAAGAAAUGCAAAACUAUAUAGGUAGUGUUGAGUAAUGUUAAAGAAGAUGUAAGUGAUGGCAUCUGGUGUGCCAGUAGUGGUGUACAGGUGGUGGUAUGGGCUGUAUAGGUGAUGGUAUGUGGUGUUUGAGUGGUGUAUAGGUGGUGGUAAGUGGUGUAUGAGUGGUGGUAUGUGGUGUAUAGGUGGUGGUAUGUGGUGUUAAUGGGAAAUGUGAGUGGUGGUAUGGUGGUGUUAAUGGAAAUAUGCAUGGUAGUAUGAUGGUAAUACAUGCAAACUAAUAACGGUAGAUCUAUCUCUUUCGUUGAUAUUGAUAUGUAAAACUAUCAAUUCUCAGACCUGUAUAGGUAGUGGUGUGAGUAAUGUUAAAGAAGAUGUAAGUGAUGGCAUCUGGUGUGUCAGUAGUGGUGUACAGGUGGUGGUAUGGGUUGUAUAGGUGGUGGUAUGUGGUGUUUGAGUGGUGUAUAGGUGGUGGUAAGUGGUGUAUGAGUGGUGGUGUAUAGGUGGUGGUAUGUGGUGUUAAUGGAAAUGUGAGUGGUGGUAUGGUGGUGUUAAUGGAAAUAUGCAUGGUAGUAUGAUGGUAAUACAUGCAAACUAAUAACGGUAGAUCUAUCUCUUUCGUUGAUAUUGAUAUGUAAAACUAUCAAUUCUCAGACCUGUAUAGGUAGUGGUGUGAGUAAUAUUAAAGAAGAUGUAAGUGAUGGCAUCUGAUGUGCCAGUAGUGGUGUACAGGUGGUGGUAUGUGGUGUAUAGGUGGUGGUAAGUGGUGUAUGAGUGGUGGUAUGUGGUGUAUAGGUGGUGUUAAUGCAAAUGUGAGUGGUAGUAUGGUGGUGUUAAUGGAAAUGUGUGUGUGGUAGUAUGAUGGUGAUACAUGCAAAGUAAUAACGGUAGAUCUAUCUCUUUUGUUGAUAUUGAUAUGUAAAACUAUCAAUUCUCAGACCUGUAUAGGUAGUGGUGUGAUUGGUGUAGAAAAAAAACCCGGUGUUAAAACACAAGUGUUAGCAUCUGAUGUCCCAUUAGCUGUGUGUAAAUGGUGUUUAUGGAAAUGUGAAUGGUGGUACGUGGUGUAUAAGUGGUGGUAUGUGAUGUUCAUGAAAAUAAUGGUUGUGGUAUGUGGUGUUAACGAAAGUGUAGGUAGGGUGUAUGUGUGAUGUUAACGAAAGUGUGGAUGGUAGUAGUUGGCUGGUUAUUUCACGUCUUCCGAGAAAUUUUCACCCUUAUUAUACACCACUUGUGGAUGAAGUCCUAUGCUUGGUGGUUAUUACCCCUAGUAGUGAGGGAUCUUUAGCGUGCAAACACCUACCGCCAUACGGUCUUCCGAAAGACCCGUAAAUGCAGUGCAUCUGGAGGACCAAUCACUACCAAUGUUUACGUCUGAGGUUGGCGAUGGCAUGAGGAGGAAUCGAAUUCAUGAACUUCUGGUUAGGAAGCGAACGCUCUACCAUUGAGCAAUGCAACCGAGAUGCCAUGAUGCGUCACAAAAGACUAAAACACGGGGACAGCGAUCAGGAAGAGGAUAUUGACAUGAGUGAUGUCUCUCCAACACAGAGUGAUACUGACAGUGACGCAGAGGAAGAGAAUAUCGUCUUUCGCCAAAUGGCACAUAAAGCGCGAAAACAUAUUGCCGGGGAGUGGCAGAAGAGAUACGAGAAAUACUUGAACCAAAAUAUGUCAGAAAAGAAAGCUAGUAAGAAAGCAGACGAAAAGACCAAAGGAGAAACUUACCAACAGUUUAGAAAACUGUAUGAGCGGUUCCUUUACGAUCAGUAUCAGUUGCAAGAAGACACAACGCACGAAAAGGUGACGGACGCCAUCGAUGAAUUUGUGUCCGACAAUCAUGGAUUAAAGAAAUCCAUCAAGAUGGCUCUUCGCAAACACAAAUAUCUACUUGAAUCUUACCUAGAUAAGUAUGACAAUGAUGAAGACGAGGAGGAGGAGGAAGACGAGGAGGAGGAGGAGGAGGAAGACUAACCGAUGCGACAUAAUCACACCACUGUAUAACGAGAAACACCGUCUUUAAAAACUGAAUUCAUUCAAAUAUUGACCUGCAUCUACUUGAAGGAAAAAGCUACAUCAAAUGACAUUUUUUCAUCUAAAAUAUGCAAUAAAUAAAAGUUGUAAACCUAC
Ostrea edulis (European flat oyster) is the source of this 4144-nucleotide messenger RNA. RefSeq lists its product as uncharacterized. Lineage: Eukaryota; Metazoa; Mollusca; Bivalvia; Ostreida; Ostreidae. The record is from RefSeq and is a predicted model, not a curated record. The transcript is spliced from 2 exons. Bases 3428 to 3988 code for a protein of 186 amino acids.